Messenger RNA from Danaus chrysippus (African queen), 31083 nucleotides. The record is from the annotation of a GenBank genome assembly. NCBI's taxonomy places the organism in Eukaryota, Metazoa, Arthropoda, Insecta, Lepidoptera, Nymphalidae.
AUGAUAGCUUUAACCGGGCUGCUGUCAUGGGACUCCGGAGAGCACCAGGUAGAUUUGGAGAAAGAGCUUGCCACCCUCACGGCCCAGGCACCCGAGGGGGAGGAAGCCAGAUAUGGAGAGCGUCUGAUCCAGUACGCUUCAGAGAACCUGGUGACGGAGAUCCUGAUCCACCCACAGAUGAACACGCUGAUGCAGUGCAUGAGGAACCUGCUCAGCUCCUUCACACGCCACCGGCACCUCGUGCAUGCUGGAUAUACAUUCGCUGGAAACGGCUCAUGGAUUAUGCAAGAUGGGACAUUCUCCCUCGCUGACUUUACUGAUGCUUACCAAGAGAACGAAGUUCAGCGCGUCAUCCGCGCUUACGAGAACUCGAUCUCCAUUGACAUACACUGCUCCGGCGGGGACUGGCACAAGCUACCAGACAUGCCGUUCGUGAAGCACUGCAAGAUAAGGAUUAACCCCACUGAUAUACUCGACACUGGCUCUCAGGCCAUCAAGGAUUUUGUCACAUACCUGGAACCAUUCAUAGUUCCAGCCAGUUUGGAACAGCUCCUGAUAUCUAGCGAUGUGGUUGGCAACAUUAGAUUCAGUCACCCAACUCUAUACGUGUUCCCUGGUGGUCAAGGAGACGCCGCACUCUUUGGAAUUAACGGAUUUAAUAUGCUCGUUGACGGAGGCUUUUCCCGUAAAGCAUGUUGGUGGGAUUUUGCUCGCCACUUGGAUCGUCUUGACGCUGUCUUAUUCACAAGAAUAAACAAUUGUUCCGUGUCUGGAAUGGCUUCUGUACUGCAUCGGAAAGCCACCGCCAGCGUUUACCCACAAAUCGGACAUUUCUUCUGCAACCUUGAAGAACGUCGAGCGCUGGCUAGUCCAGACGGCGACAAAGACGUGGAUCCUCUACUAGUUUCACUGCUGCAGACAGGCUCCGAUAUGAUGACUGAUCUCAGACACAUUAAUCUUAAGCCCCAACACUGUUAUAGAAGUCCCGAACCAAUAAAUUUAUACCAUAAAGUUGGACAUGGAACGUUAGAUAUGUACGUGCUUAAUCCGUCCAAGGACUCCAAAUAUGUGCGAGAGUUUCUUAAAAAAUGGCAUAAUAGUGAACAAAAGUUAUUUGAAAGUGCAAAAAUAUCAGGACAGUUCAAUUUUCCAAUUCCAAAUUUAGUGUCGAUAUGUGCCCUUUUAGUAUGGCGACCUGCAAAUCCAGACGAUACAAUUACGAGGAUAAUGUUUCCAGGCUCAACGCCCCAACAUAAAAUAUUUGAAGGACUUGAAAAGUUAAAGCAUUUAGAAUUUUUGCAAUAUCCUACAUACACAGGAAGACAGAUGAGUGCUACGGCUCCACCGCCGGCAACAACAACAACAACGGUUCUAAAAUCCACAAAAACAGUUUUAAGUAAAGGUCAGAAAGAAAAAAGCAUAAUCACAGAAAAGAAAGAAGAUAAAAAUAUGGAAUCAGACUCCUCACACAAGUUUAUUAAAGAUGAAACAGAUUCAAAAAAUAUUAUAGAUAACAAACUCUUAAAUGAAUUAGUAGACGGAGAAGAAAAGAAAAUAGAAUCCGUUUUAAAUGAAGCCAUUACUGCUAGAGUUGAUACAAAACUAGACGAUAAAAUUAAUCAAUUUGAAAAUAAUGUAAUAGACAGUAUGUCAAAAAAGAAAGAGGGAAAGAAAAAAAUUAUCGACAAAAAGAUUAAGCGAACUGAAAAGUCGGAUGACGGAAAAGAUACUGCAUUAAAACAGAGUGAGGUAAAACGAUCUGAAAGCGAUAAAAUAAAGUUCGAUUAUAAAAAGAAACAUGAAAGAACGAAACCUGAUAUUACAGCUUCAGUACCAAAGAGUAAAGUGAGUCAAAGAAUACUCCAGAAAACAGUAGAGAAGAAAAGUAUUCCGGAGAAAAAAAAUCUGGUAGAUGAAAAGAAAUCUCCUCCUACAACACCAAAAAAAAUUUCGGAUACAAAAGCAACAACGACGGUAAAAGACAAAAUUAAAGGAAAAAUAAGAAAAUUAAGUCCAGGAAGUACUCCUGCUAAAAGUACAAAAGAAGCAAAUAACAGACGUGUAGCAGAAUCAAAGUACAAACAAGCUUCUCCGAAAAGAGAACCAACGACAAAAUUACCUGAUAAAAAAGAACCAAAACCUAAACGUGAACCGAUUUCCCGUAGACCUAGACCGCUUGGAUCUCCAAUUAAAGGUCUAAAAGCCGUAAAGAGUCCUACAAAAACACUAAAAUCGGUAAAAUCUGACUCUUCAAAAAUAAAAGGCUUACAAAGGGUUAAUUAUGAGGAUAUAUUAAAGGAUGCUAAAAAAUCUGAUGAAGAUACAUCACUUGAUGAUAUUAAACAGCAAGAAUUGGAUGAUAGAGAAGAACAAGAAAUUGUAAGAGAGAUUGAGGCGGUAUUUAAUAGAGAUAGUGAAGCCGAAGAAAAAAUUGAAUAUGUUGGACGGUCUGAUAUUGAAAAAAUAACAUGUUUACUAGAUGACACUAAAACGGAAACAACUGUCGAUGGAGAAUUUGAAGAAGAAUAUCUUAUCAUUGAAAAAGAGGAAGUUGAUCAAUAUACUGAAGAAUCUAUAGCAGACCGUGAAAGUAGUCAUGAAAAAGAAGACGAAUUACAAAAGCAUAAAAAAGAUAAGGAAGAAUCUGAGAAAGAUAAAGUAGGUUCUAUAAAUUUAAGUCUGAAAGAUAAGAAAAUUGAAGAAUUAAUGAAACCAAAAAUAAUGUCAGAAAAAGAAACCAAAGAAUUAGAAUCUAAAGAACAUUCAGUGAGUUUAGAAGAGAAACAAGAUAUAAGUAGUGAAAAGAAGACUGAUAGUAAGAGUGGAAUUACAAAGCCAAAAGAUUCAAUGGAUAAUAUUAUUCACGAAUCUCAUCCAGAUGAAAAAGCUUCUACUACUAUUGAGUCCGGUGCUACCACCGCACCAACCUUACCCGAAGAUGAACGAAUUACUUUAGACGAAAUUAAAGAACAAGUAGAAGAAAAAUAUAUUAAGGAAGAAACAAAGGAAGUAUUUCCUCCUCAAACCCUUGUAGAUUUUCAUCAACCAUUUGAAAAAAGUAAGAAAGUCAUUACUCAGCCUGUGGCUAUUAGAGAUAUUGUAAAAACACCAGAUGAAGUUGCUGAUUUACCUUUACACGAAGAAGUGGACUACCGCACAUACGAAGAGAAGAAAACUCCAAUAGAUGAGGAAUACAAACGAAAGUCAGAUCUUUUAAUCGAUCAUGAAAUACCUAGGGAUUUAGCCCUCCGGGAUAAACACACAAUUGAAUUUUCUAAAGAUAAAAAAGCCAUCUUGGAUGACGUUAUAAUCAAAACUGUUCAACGUCCUUCACACGCUGAACUAGUUACUGUGACUCCAGGCUCAGCGCCAGAAUCACCUAUUUACCAAGACAAAAUAAAUAAGACUAUUUUACCUGGAAAGGAAGAACUAGCGCCUGUUAAAGAAUACGAUGUACAAGAGUAUCCUUAUAGUCAAUAUACUGAAAAGUUAAGGGAAACCCAUAUAACAACUGUCCAUUCUCCCAUAAAGGAUGAAAUUCUCGUAAUGGAGGAAAUUUCGACAAUGCCUGAAAAGAUUCCAUCUAUUCCAGAAGACGUUGAAAAAGAAAUAGAGGAGGCUAGUAAAUUAGAAAAAAUUGAAAAACCUAUCCUUAGUCCAAAAGAUGUUGAAAAAAUUGUGGCUGAUGUAGCUGAAGUCCUAAAAUCCGAUAAAAGUCUUGAUGAACUUAUAGCAGAAAAAUCUCCUAUGCUUAGAAAAUCACCAGAACUAUUUUCUACUUUACAUAUUGCGAGUGAAUCUAUUGAGGCCACUAAAAAGUUUAUUUUUACUGAAAGAGACCACACAGAUAUUAGUAAACAUAAGAAAGAAGGCAGUCCUUUAAGGUCUACGACUUCUGAAGAUGUGAGUGAUGCUACUGAUAAAACUAUUCUUAGUGAUGGAAAAAGAGUUAAAAGAGAAAUCACUGACGGCAAAGACAUUUUAAUUCAGAAAGAUAUUGAUGAUAAAUUUACAAGUGAAGUUAAUGGAAUUCAUGCUAAAUUGUCAGAAUACGAGCAAGAUGUUAGCACUGACAGCUUAGAUCAGUUAGACAAUUUAGAUCAAGUGAAAUCAUUGCUAAAAGAUAACAUUGAGUCUGAGAGAAGGUUAAGUGGAACUUUGGAAACUGCUAAAACUUUGGAAAGGCUCGAGGAAAAAAUAACGGAUCUAAAAAAGAAAGGAGAAUUACCAUUAAGUGACAAAUCACAACAAAUAUUAAGCAAAACUGAUAUAAUAGCGAGUCAACAAAAACAAACUGAAGACGUGCCAUCAACAACACCAUCUUCACUUAAGACCCAUGAUGCAAAAAAAGUUACCACCAUCGAAACAGCUGCUAGUGAAGUGGAUUCAUCUCUCAGUCAAGUUCUUGAAAAAGAAUUUGUUGCUGAAGAAAGAAAAGUAGACGAUAAACUUAAAAGAGUUGAACAAAAGGACAGAGAUAAAGAACAAGUUAGUACAGAUACUGGUAAAUUAAAAGAAAAAUCUAGUCCAGAUUUAAUAAAAAGUAUCAAAGAUGUUACAGUUCCUAUUUCUGACAAACUUGAUGAAAAGCAAGUAAGUUUAGAAAAACAUAAAAAGUCUUUAAAAGUCGAUGAUAAAAGUCGUAAACUUGAAGAAGAUGAUCAAAAAAUUUCAAAAAUUGAUGAGAAGAAAAAAGAAAGCAAAUCGAUGAUUAGUAGUUUUAUGAAUAAAUUUGAUGAAAAAAUAAGUAAAGCGAAAGGAUUAUUUACAAAAAAAUCAGACAAAUCAGUAGAACAAGACGACGGUGACAAACAAACCGAAAACAAAAUAAAAUCUGAUAUCCUCCCUGCCCCUAAAGCUUCAACAAAACUUGAGGAUAAGAUUGAUGACUCUUCGAUUCCACCAGAAUUUGAGAUUUAUGAAAAUUAUAUGCAGGAAUUACUUGCAUUUGAUGAAGAAUUUCAAUUGAUACUGAAAAACUAUACAAUCUUCACUGAACCUGAAGAAAAUGUUAUAGUAAAAACAGAAAAACUCAUAUUGAAACAGAUAACUGUAACUAGAACAACAAUUACAAAAACUGUAAAGACAAAAUACGCUGAUAUAUAUGGUCAUUUUAGAAAAGUUCAAACUUUAACAAUUAUAUCGGUAACUGAUGUCUACCUUGAUGGCACUUCAACCACAACACUGGAUGGAAAUACAACUUUUGCAGAUAUUGAAGAUGAGGAUAGUAUAUUAAAAGAAUUUGAUACUAAGGAAGACACAAAUAUUGUUGAAAGAAAUGAAGAAAAAUGUACCAAUUAUGACAUCAAUACAAUAAUACAAAAAAUAAAUACCAUAACAAUUAAAGAAGUUUAUUUGAACCCUAGAGAAAAUACGAGAAAACUGAAGAAAACUGUAAAAACUAAAACUGAAAUAGUUUUGGGCAACAAUGAAAUUGAAAAUGUAAAAACGAUGAAAAUUUUCUUAUAUGAUUACAAUAAAGCUACUAAAAAGGAGUUAAAUGAAAAAAUCCGAACGCAAUUAAAGACAGAAAUAUUAAGGGAAGUAAAGGCUAUCACGGGAGACAUAACUAGGGAUCAACCUAUCUCGGAAAUCAAAGAAAUCAAGAAGGAAACGCUUGUUAGCGAAAAGACCCCAUCUCCAAUCGAGAAACUUGAACCCGAUGCAUUAAAACCUCUAAGCCCCAAGGAGGAAAAGGAAGUUUCAGAAAAGAAACCAGUUACAGACAAAGAGCCCUCUCCCACAGAGGAUCUUAAGGACAAGGUAGAAGAGGUCACUACUGAGGAGAAAGUUAAAACACCAACUGAAAAGGAAACUGUAGAACCAGUGAAACCUUCGAGCCCGAAAGAUCAACAAAAAGAGGUUCCCGUCAAACCAGCUUUGGACAAAGCACCAUCGCCCACAAAAGAUGUUGUUACACCAGAAAAGGAAGGUGAAAAACCUGCACAGCCGGAGCCGACACCCGUCGACAAAGUUGUGCCCGAGCCUGAAAAACCUACUAGUCCUAAGGAUAAAGUAAAGGAUUUACCUGAAAAGACUGUCACUGAUAAGGAGCCCUCGCCUAUCACGGAAAUCAAAGAAAUCAAGAAGGAAACGCUUGUUAGCGAAAAGACCCCAUCUCCAAUCGAGAAACUUGAACCCGAUGCAUUAAAACCUCUUAGCCCCAAGGAGGAAAAGGAAGUUUCAGAAAAGAAACCAGUUACAGACCAAGAGCCCUCUCCCACAGAGGAUAUUAAGGACAAGGUAGAAGAGGUCACUCCUGAGGAGAAAGUUAAAACACCAACUGAAAAGGAAACUGUAGAACCAGUGAAACCUUCGAGCCCGAAAGAUCAACAAAAAGAGGUUCCCGUCAAACCAGCUUUGGACAAAGCACCAUCGCCCACAAAAGAUGUUGUUACACCAGAAAAGGAAGGUGAAAAACCUGCACAGCCGGAGCCGACACCCGUCGACAAAGUUGUGCCCGAGCCUGAGAAACCUACUAGUCCUAAGGAUAAAGUAAAGGAUUUACCUGAAAAGACUGUCACUGAUAAGGAGCCCUCGCCUAUCACGGAAAUCAAAGAAAUCAAGAAGGAAACGCUUGUUAGCGAAAAGACCCCAUCUCCAAUCGAGAAACUUGAACCCGAUGCAUUAAAACCUCUAAGCCCCAAGGAGGAAAAGGAAGUUUCACAAAAGAAACCAGUAACAGACAAAGAGCCCUCUCCCACAGAGGAUCUUAAGGACAAGGUAGAAGAGGUCACUACAGAGGAGAAAGUUAAAACACCAACUGAAAAGGAAACUGUAGAACCAGUGAAACCUUCGAGCCCGAAAGAUCAACAAAAAGAGGUUCCCGUCAAACCAGCUUUGGACAAAGCACCAUCGCUCACAAAAGAUGUUGUUACACCAGAAAAGGAAGGUGAAAAACCUGCACAGCCGGAGCCGACACCCGUCGACAAAGUUGUGCCCGAGCCUGAGAAACCUACUAGUCCUAAGGAUAAAGUAAAGGAUUUACCUGAAAAGACUGUCACUGAUAAGGAGCCCUCGCCUAUCACGGAAAUCAAAGAAAUCAAGAAGGAAACGCAUGUUAGCGAAAAGACCCCAUCUCCAAUCCAGGAACUUGAACCCGAUGCAUUAAAACCUCUAAGCCCCAAGGAGGAAAAGGAAGUUUCAGAAAAGAAACAGGUAACAGACAAAGAGCCCUCUCCCGCAGAGGAUCUUAAGGACAAGGUAGAAGAGGUCACUCCUGAGGAGAAAGUUAAAACACCAACUGAAAAGGAAACUGUAGAACCAGUGAAACCUUCGAGCCCGAAAGAUCAACAAAAAGAGGUUCCCGUCAAACCAGCUUUGGACAAAGCACCAUCGCCCACAAAAGAUGUUGUUACACCAGAAAAGGAAGGUGAAAAACCUGCACAGCCGGAGCCGACACCCGUUGACAAAGUUGUGCCCGAGCCUGAGAAACCUAUUAGUCCUAAGGAUAAAGUAAAGGAUUUACCUGAAAAGACUGUCACUGAUAAGGAGCCCUCGCCUAUCACGGAAAUCAAAGAAAUCAAGAAGGAAACGCUUGUUAGCGAAAAGACCCCAUCUCCAAUCGAGAAACUUGAACCCGAUGCAUUAAAACCUCUAAGCCCCAAGGAGGAAAAGGAAGUUUCAGAAAAGAAACCAGUAACAGACAAAGAGCCCUCUCCCACAGAGGAUCUUAAGGACAAGGUAGAAGAGGUCACUACAGAGGAGAAAGUUAAAACACCAACUGAAAAGGAAACUGUAGAACUAGUGAAACCUUCGAGCCCGAAAGAUCAACAAAAAGAGGUUCCCGUCAAACCAGCUUUGGACAAAGCACCAUCGCUCACAAAAGAUGUUGUUACACCAGAAAAGGAAGGUGAAAAACCUGCACAGCCGGAGCCGACACCCGUCGACAAAGUUGUGCCCGAGCCUGAGAAACCUACUAGUCCUAAGGAUAAAGUAAAGGAUUUACCUGAAAAGACUGUCACUGAUAAGGAGCCCUCGCCUAUCACGGAAAUCAAAGAAAUCAAGAAGGAAACGCAUGUUAGCGAAAAGACCCCAUCUCCAAUCCAGGAACUUGAACCCGAUGCAUUAAAACCUCUAAGCCCCAAGGAGGAAAAGGAAGUUUCAGAAAAGAAACAGGUAACAGACAAAGAGCCCUCUCCCGCAGAGGAUCUUAAGGACAAGGUAGAAGAGGUCACUCCUGAGGAGAAAGUUAAAACACCAACUGAAAAGGAAACUGUAGAACCAGUGAAACCUUCGAGCCCGAAAGAUCAACAAAAAGAGGUUCCCGUCAAACCAGCUUUGGACAAAGCACCAUCGCCCACAAAAGAUGUUGUUACACCAGAAAAGGAAGGUGAAAAACCUGCACAGCCGGAGCCGACACCCGUUGACAAAGUUGUGCCCGAGCCUGAGAAACCUACUAGUCCUAAGGAUAAAGUAAAGUAUUUACCUGAAAAGACUGUCACUGAUAAGGAGCCCUCGCCUAUCACGGAAAUCAAAGAAAUCAAGAAGGAAACGCUUGUUAGCGAAAAGGCCCCAUCUCCAAUCGAGAAACUUGAACCCGAUGCAUUAAAACCUCUAAGCCCCAAGGAGGAAAAGGAAGUUUCAGAAAAGAAACCAGUAACAGACAAAGAGCCCUCUCCCACAGAGGAUCUUAAGGACAAGGUAGAAGAGGUCACUCCUGAGGAGAAAGUUAAAACACCAUCUGAAAAGGAAACUGUAGAACCAGUGAAACCUUCGAGCCCGAAAGAUCAACAAAAAGAGGUUCCCGUCAAACCAGCUUUGGACAAAGCACCAUCGCCCACAAAAGAUGUUGUUACACCAGAAAAGGAAGGUGAAAAACCUGCACAGCCGGAGCCGACACCCGUCGACAAAGUUGUGCCCGAGCCUGAGAAACCUACUAGUCCUAAGGAUAAAGUAAAGGAUUUACCUGAAAAGACUGUCACUGAUAAGGAGCCCUCGCCUAUCACGGAAAUCAAAGAAAUCAAGAAGGAAACGCUUGUUAGCGAAAAGGCCCCAUCUCCAAUCGAGAAACUUGAACCCGAUGCAUCAAAACCUCUAAGCCCCAAGGAGGAAAAGGAAGUUUCAGAAAAGAAACCAGUAACAGACAAAGAGCCCUCUCCCACAGAGGAUCUUAAGGACAAGGUAGAAGAGGUCACUCCUGAGGAGAAAGUUAAAACACCAUCUGAAAAGGAAACUGUAGAACCAGUGAAACCUUCGAGCAAGAAAGACCAACAAAAAGAGGUUCCCGUCAAACCAGCUUUGGACAAAGCACCAUCGCCCACAAAAGAUGUUGUUACACCAGAAAAGGAAGGUGAAAAACCUGCACAGCCGGAGCCGACACCCUUUGACAAAGUUGUGCCCGAGCCUGAGAAACCUACUAGUCCUAAGGAUAAAGUAAAGGAUUUACCUGAAAAGACUGUCACUGAUAAGGAGCCCUCGCCUAUCACGGAAAUCAAAGAAAUCAAGAAGGAAACGCUUGUUAGCGAAAAGACCCCAUCUCCAAUCGAGAAACUUGAACCCGAUGCAUUAAAACCUCUAAGCCCCAAGGAGGAAAAGGAAGUUUCAGAAAAGAAACCAGUUACAGACAAAGAGCCCUCUCCCACAGAGGAUCUUAAGGACAAGGUAGAAGAGGUCACUCCUGAGGAGAAAGUUAAAACACCAACUGAAAAGGAAACUGUAGAACCAGUGAAACCUUCGAGCCCGAAAGAUCAACAAAAAGAGGUUCCCGUCAAACCAGCUUUGGACAAAGCACCAUCGCCCACAAAAGAUGUUGUUACACCAGAAAAGGAAGGUGAAAAACCUGCACAGCCGGAGCCGACACCCGUCGACAAAGUUGUGCCCGAGCCUGAGAAACCUACCAGUCCUAAGGAUAAAGUAAAGGAUUUACCUGAAAAGACUGUCACUGAUAAGGAGCCCUCGCCUAUCACGGAAAUCAAAGAAAUCAAGAAGGAAACGCUUGUUAGCGAAAAGACCCCAUCUCCAAUCGAGAAACUUGAACCCGAUGCAUUAAAACCUCUAAGCACCAAGGAGGAAAAGGAAGUUUCACAAAAGAAACCAGUAACAGACAAAGAGCCCUCUCCCACAGAGGAUCUUAAGGACAAGGUAGAAGAGGUCACUCCUGAGGAGAAAGUUAAAACACCAACUGAAAAGGAAACUGUAGAACCAGUGAAACCUUCGAGCCCGAAAGAUCAACAAAAAGAGGUUCCCGUCAAACCAGCUUUGGACAAAGCACCAUCGCCCACAAAAGAUGUUGUUACACCAGAAAAGGAAGGUGAAAAACCUGCACAGCCGGAGCCGACACCCGUCGACAAAGUUGUGCCCGAGCCUGAGAAACCUACUAGUCCUAAGGAUAAAGUAAAGGAUUUACCUGAAAAGACUGUCACUGAUAAGGAGCCCUCGCCUAUCACGGAAAUCAAAGAAAUCAAGAAGGAAACGCUUGUUAGCGAAAAGGCCCCAUCUCCAAUCGAGAAACUUGAACCCGAUGCAUUAAAACCUCUAAGCCCCAAGGAGGAAAAGGAAGUUUCAGAAAAGAAACCAGUAACAGACAAAGAGCCCUCUCCCACAGAGGAUCUUAAGGACAAGGUAGAAGAGGUCACUCCUGAGGAGAAAGUUAAAACACCAUCUGAAAAGGAAACUGUAGAACCAGUGAAACCUUCGAGCCCGAAAGAUCAACAAAAAGAGGUUCCCGUCAAACCAGCUUUGGACAAAGCACCAUCGCCCACAAAAGAUGUUGUUACACCAGAAAAGGAAGGUGAAAAACCUGCACAGCCGGAGCCGACACCCGUCGACAAAGUUGUGCCCGAGCCUGAGAAACCUACUAGUCCUAAGGAUAAAGUAAAGGAUUUACCUGAAAAGACUGUCACUGAUAAGGAGCCCUCGCCUAUCACGGAAAUCAAAGAAAUCAAGAAGGAAACGCUUGUUAGCGAAAAGGCCCCAUCUCCAAUCGAGAAACUUGAACCCGAUGCAUUAAAACCUCUAAGCCCCAAGGAGGAAAAGGAAGUUUCAGAAAAGAAACCAGUAACAGACAAAGAGCCCUCUCCCACAGAGGAUCUUAAGGACAAGGUAGAAGAGGUCACUCCUGAGGAGAAAGUUAAAACACCAUCUGAAAAGGAAACUGUAGAACCAGUGAAACCUUCGAGCCCGAAAGAUCAACAAAAAGAGGUUCCCGUCAAACCAGCUUUGGACAAAGCACCAUCGCCCACAAAAGAUGUUGUUACACCAGAAAAGGAAGGUGAAAAACCUGCACAGCCGGAGCCGACACCCGUCGACAAAGUUGUGCCCGAGCCUGAGAAACCUACCAGUCCUAAGGAUAAAGUAAAGGAUUUACCUGAAAAGACUGUCACUGAUAAGGAGCCCUCGCCUAUCACGGAAAUCAAAGAAAUCAAGAAGGAAACGCUUGUUAGCGAAAAGACCCCAUCUCCAAUCGAGAAACUUGAACCCGAUGCAUUAAAACCUCUAAGCCCCAAGGAGGAAAAGGAAGUUUCACAAAAGAAACCAGUAACAGACAAAGAGCCCUCUCCCACAGAGGAUCUUAAGGACAAGGUAGAAGAGGUCACUCCUGAGGAGAAAGUUAAAACACCAACUGAAAAGGAAACUGUAGAACCAGUGCAACCUUCGAGCCCGAAAGAUCAACAAAAAGAGGUUCCCGUCAAACCAGCUUUGGACAAAGCACCAUCGCCCACAAAAGAUGUUGUUACACCAGAAAAGGAAGGCGAAAAACCUGCACAGCCGGAGCCGACACCCGUCGACAAAGUUGUGCCCGAGCCUGAGAAACCUACUAGUCCUAAGGAUAAAGUAAAGGAUUUACCUGAAAAGACUGUCACUGAUAAGGAGCCCUCGCCUAUCACGGAAAUCAAAGAAAUCAAGAAGGAAACGCUUGUUAGCGAAAAGACCCCAUCUCCAAUCGAGAAACUUGAACCCGAUGCAUUAAAACCUCUAAGCCCCAAAGAGGAAAAGGAAGUUUCAGAAAAGAAACCAGUAACAGACAAAGAGCCCUCUCCCACAGAGGAUCUUAAGGACAAGGUAGAAGAGGUCACUCCUGAGGAGAAAGUUAAAACACCAACUGAAAAGGAAACUGUAGAACCAAUGAAACCUUCGAGCAAGAAAGACCAACAAAAAGAGGUUCCCGUCAAACCAGCUUUGGACAAAGCACCAUCGCCCACAAAAGAUGUUGUUACACCAGAAAAGGAAGGUGAAAAACCUGCACAGCCGGAGCCGACACCCUUUGACAAAGUUGUGCCCGAGCCUGAGAAACCUACUAGUCCUAAGGAUAAAGUAAAGGAUUUACCUGAAAAGACUGUCACUGAUAAGGAGCCCUCGCCUAUCACGGAAAUCAAAGAAAUCAAGAAGGAAACGCUUGUUAGCGAAAAGGCCCCAUCUCCAAUCGAGAAACUUGAACCCGAUGCAUUAAAACCUCUAAGCCCCAAGGAGGAAAAGGAAGUUUCAGAAAAGAAACCAGUAACAGACAAAGAGCCCUCUCCCACAGAGGAUCUUAAGGACAAGGUAGAAGAGGUCACUCCUGAGGAGAAAGUUAAAACACCAACUGAAAAGGAAACUGUAGAACCAGUGAAACCUUCGAGCCCGAAAGAUCAACAAAAAGAGGUUCCCGUCAAACCAGCUUUGGACAAAGCACCAUCGCCCACAAAAGAUGUUGUUACACCAGAAAAGGAAGGUGAAAAACCUGCACAGCCGGAGCCGACACCCGUCGACAAAGUUGUGCCCGAGCCUGAGAAACCUACCAGUCCUAAGGAUAAAGUAAAGGAUUUACCUGAAAAGACUGUCACUGAUAAGGAGCCCUCGCCUAUCACAGAAAUCAAAGAAAUCAAGAAGGAAACGCUUGUUAGCGAAAAGACCCCAUCUCCAAUCGAGAAACUUGAAACCGAUGCAUUAAAACCUCUAAGCCCCAAGGAGGAAAAGGAAGUUUCAGAAAAGAAACCAGUAACAGACAAAGAGCCCUCUCCCACAGAGGAUCUUAAGGACAAGGUAGAAGAGGUCACUCCUGAGGAGAAAGUUAAAACACCAACUGAAAAGGAAACUGUAGAACCAGUGCAACCUUCGAGCCCGAAAGAUCAACAAAAAGAGGUUCCCGUCAAACCAGCUUUGGACAAAGCACCAUCGCCCACAAAAGAUGUUGUUACACCAGAAAAGGAAGGUGAAAAACCUGCACAGCCGGAGCCGACACCCGUUGACAAACUUGUGCCCGAGCCUGAGAAACCUACUAGUCCUAAGGAUAAAGUAAAGGAUUUACCUGAAAAGACUGUCACUGAUAAGGAGCCCUCGCCUAUCACGGAAAUCAAGAAGGAAACGCUUGUUAGCGAAAAGACCCCAUCUCCAAUCGAGAAACUUGAACCCGAUGCAUUAAAACCUCUAAGCCCCAAGGAGGAAAAGGAAGUUUCAGAAAAGAAACCAGUUACAGACAAAGAGUCCUCUCCCACAGAGGAUCUUAAGGACAAGGUAGAAGAGGUCACUCCUGAGGAGAAAGUUAAAACACCAACUGAAAAGGAAACUGUAGAAUCAGUGAAACCUUCGAGCCCGAAAGAUCAACAAAAAGAGGUUCCCGUCAAACCAGCUUUGGACAAAGCACCAUCGCCCACAAAAGAUGUUGUUACACCAGAAAAGGAAGGUGAAAAACCUGCACAGCCGGAGCCGACACCCGUCGACAAAGUUGUGCCCGAGCCUGAGAAACCUACCAGUCCUAAGGAUAAAGUAAAGGAUUUACCUGAAAAGACUGUCACUGAUAAGGAGCCCUCGCCUAUCACGGAAAUCAAAGAAAUCAAGAAGGAAACGCUUGUUAGCGAAAAGACCCCAUCUCCAAUCGAGAAACUUGAACCCGAUGCAUUAAAACCUCUAAGCCCCAAGGAGGAAAAGGAAGUUUCAGAAAAGAAACCAGUAACAGACAAAGAGCCCUCUCCCACAGAGGAUCUUAAGGACAAGUUAGAAGAGGUCACUCCUGAGGAGAAAGUUAAAACACCAACUGAAAAGGAAACUGUAGAACCAGUGAAACCUUCGAGCCCGAAAGAUCAACAAAAAGAGGUUCCCGUUAAACCAGCUUUGGACAAAGCACCAUCGCCCACAAAAGAUGUUGUUACACCAGAAAAGGAAGGUGAAAAACCUGCACAGCCGGAGCCGACACCCGUCGACAAAGUUGUGCCCGAGCCUGAGAAACCUACCAGUCCUAAGGAUAAAGUAAAGGAUUUACCUGAAAAGACUGUCACUGAUAAGGAGCCCUCGCCUAUCACAGAAAUCAAAGAAAUCAAGAAGGAAACGCUUGUUAGCGAAAAGACCCCAUCUCCAAUCGAGAAACUUGAACCCGAUGCAUUAAAACCUCUAAGCCCCAAAGAGGAAAAGGAAGUUUCAGAAAAGAAACCAGUUACAGACAAAGAGCCCUCUCCCACAGAGGAUCUUAAGGACAAGUUAGAAGAGGUCACUCCUGAGGAGAAAGUUCAAACACCAACUGAAAAGGAAACUGUAGAACCAGUGAAACCUUCGAGCCCGAAAGAUCAACAAAAAGAGGUUCCCGUCAAACCAGCUUUGGACAAAGCACCAUCGCCCACAAAAGAUGUUGUUACACCAGAAAAGGAAGGUGAAAAACCUGCACAGCCGGAGCCGACACCCGUUGACAAACUUGUGCCCGAGCCUGAGAAACCUACUAGUCCUAAGGAUAAAGUAAAGGAUUUACCUGAAAAGACUGUCACUGAUAAGGAGCCCUCGCCUAUCACGGAAAUCAAAGAAAUCAAGAAGGAAACGCUUGUUAGCGAAAAGACCCCAUCUCCAAUCGAGAAACUUGAACCCGAUGCAUUAAAACCUCUAAGCCCCAAGGAGGAAAAGGAAGUUUCAGAAAAGAAACCAGUUACAGACAAAGAGUCCUCUCCCACAGAGGAUCUUAAGGACAAGGUAGAAGAGGUCACUCCUGAGGAGAAAGUUAAAACACCAACUGAAAAGGAAACUGAGGAAUCAGUGAAACCUUCGAGCCCGAAAGAUCAACAAAAAGAGGUUCCCGUCAAACCAGCUUUGGACAAAGCACCAUCGCCCACAAAAGAUGUUGUUACACCAGAAAAGGAAGGUGAAAAACCUGCACAGCCGGAGCCGACACCCGUCGACAAAGUUGUGCCCGAGCCUGAGAAACCUACUAGUCCUAAGGAUAAAGUAAAGGAUUUACCUGAAAAGACUGUCACUGAUAAGGAGCCCUCGCCUAUCACGGAAAUCAAAGAAAUCAAGAAGGAAACGCUUGUUAGCGAAAAGACCCCAUCUCCAAUCGAGAAACUUGAACCCGAUGCAUUAAAACCUCUAAGCCCCAAGGAGGAAAAGGAAGUUUCACAAAAGAAACCAGUAACAGACAAAGAGCCCUCUCCCACAGAGGAUCUUAAGGACAAGGUAGAAGAGGUCACUACAGAGGAGAAAGUUAAAACACCAACUGAAAAGGAAACUGUAGAACCAGUGAAACCUUCGAGCCCGAAAGACCAACAAAAAGAGGUUCCCGUCAAACCAGCUUUGGACAAAGCACCAUCGCCCACAAAAGAUGUUGUUACACCAGAAAAGGAAGGUGAAAAACCUGCACAGCCGGAGCCGACACCCGUUGACAAAGUUGUGCCCGAGCCUGAGAAACCUACCAGUCCUAAGGAUAAAGUAAAGGAUUUACCUGAAAAGACUGUCACUGAUAAGGAGCCCUCGCCUAUCACGGAAAUCAAAGAAAUCAAGAAGGAAACGCUUGUUAGCGAAAAGACCCCAUCUCCAAUCGAGAAACUUGAACCCGAUGCAUUAAAACCUCUAAGCCCCAAGGAGGAAAAGAAACCAGUUACAGACAAAGAGCCCUCUCCCACAGAGGAUCUUAAGGACAAGUUAGAAGAGGUCACUCCUGAGGAGAAAGUUAAAACACCAACUGAAAAGGAAACUGUAGAACCAGUGAAACCUUCGAGCCCGAAAGAUCAACAAAAAGAGGUUCCCGUCAAACCAGCUUUGGACAAAGCACCAUCGCCCACAAAAGAUGUUGUUACACCAGAAAAGGAAGGUGAAAAACCUGCACAGCCGGAGCCGACACCCGUUGAUAAACUUGUGCCCGAGCCUGAGAAACCUACUAGUCCUAAGGAUAAAGUAAAGGAUUUACCUGAAAAGACUGUCACUGAUAAGGAGCCCUCGCCUAUCACGGAAAUCAAAGAAAUCAAGAAGGAAACGCUUGUUAGCGAAAAGACCCCAUCUCCAAUCGAGAAACUUGAACCCGAUGCAUUAAAACCUCUAAGCCCCAAGGAGGAAAAGGAAGUUUCAGAAAAGAAACCAGUUACAGACAAAGAGCCCUCUCCCACAGAGGAUCUUAAGGACAAGGUAGAAGAGGUCACUACUGAGGAGAAAGUUAAAACACCAACUGAAAAGGAAACUGUAGAACCAGUGAAACCUUCGAGCCCGAAAGACCAACAAAAAGAGGUUCCCGUCAAACCAGCUUUGGACAAAGCACCAUCGCCCACAAAAGAUGUUGUUACACCAGAAAAGGAAGGUGAAAAACCUGCACAGCCGGAGCCGACACCCGUUGACAAAGUUGUGCCCGAGCCUGAGAAACCUACCAGUCCUAAGGAUAAAGUAAAGGAUUUACCUGAAAAGACUGUCACUGAUAAGGAGCCCUCGCCUAUCACGGAAAUCAAAGAAAUCAAGAAGGAAACGCUUGUUAGCGAAAAGACCCCAUCUCCAAUCGAGAAACUUGAACCCGAUGCAUUAAAACCUCUAAGCCCCAAGGAGGAAAAGAAACCAGUUACAGACAAAGAGCCCUCUCCCACAGAGGAUCUUAAGGACAAGUUAGAAGAGGUCACUCCUGAGGAGAAAGUUAAAACACCAACUGAAAAGGAAACUGUAGAACCAGUGAAACCUUCGAGCCCGAAAGAUCAACAAAAAGAGGUUCCCGUCAAACCAGCUUUGGACAAAGCACCAUCGCCCACAAAAGAUGUUGUUACACCAGAAAAGGAAGGUGAAAAACCUGCACAGCCGGAGCCGACACCCGUUGACAAACUUGUGCCCGAGCCUGAGAAACCUACUAGUCCUAAGGAUAAAGUAAAGGAUUUACCUGAAAAGACUGUCACUGAUAAGGAGCCCUCGCCUAUCACGGAAAUCAAAGAAAUCAAGAAGGAAACGCUUGUUAGCGAAAAGACCCCAUCUCCAAUCGACAAAAUUGAACCCGAUGCAUUAAAACCUCUAAGCCCCAAGGAGGAAAAGAAACCAGUUACAGACAAAGAGCCCUCUCCCACAGAGGAUCUUAAGGACAAGGUAGAAGAGGUCACUCCUGAGGAGAAAGUUAAAACACCAACUGAAAAGGAAACUGUAGAAUCAGUGAAACCUUCGAGCCCGAAAGACCAACAAAAAGAGGUUCCCGUCAAACCAGCUUUGGACAAAGCACCAUCGCCCACAAAAGAUGUUGUUACACCAGAAAAGGAAGGUGAAAAACCUGCACAGCCGGAGCCGACACCCGUCGACAAAGUUGUGCCCGAGCCUGAGAAACCUACUAGUCCUAAGGAUAAAGUAAAGGAUUUACCUGAAAAGACUGUCACUGAUAAGGAGCCCUCGCCUAUCACGGAAAUCAAAGAAAUCAAGAAGGAAACGCUUGUUAGCGAAAAGACCCCAUCUCCAAUCGAGAAACUUGAACCCGAUGCAUUAAAACCUCUAAGCCCCAAGGAGGAAAAGGAAGUUUCAGAAAAGAAACCAGUUACAGACAAAGAGCCCUCUCCCACAGAGGAUCUUAAGGACAAGGUAGAAGAGGUCACUCCUGAGGAGAAAGUUAAAACACCAACUGAAAAGGAAACUGUAGAAUCAGUGAAACCUUCGAGCCCGAAAGAUCAACAAAAAGAGGUUCCCGUCAAACCAGCUUUGGACAAAGCACCAUCGCCCACAAAAGAUGUUGUUACACCAAAAAAGGAAGGUGAAACACCUGCACAGCCGGAGCCGACACCCGUUGACAAAGUUGUGCCCGAGCCUGAGAAACCUACUAGUCCUAAGGAUAAAGUAAAGGAUUUACCUGAAAAGACUGUCACUGAUAAGGAGCCCUCGCCUAUCACGGAAAUCAAAGAAAUCAAGAAGGAAACGCUUGUUAGCGAAAAGGCCCCAUCUCCAAUCGAGAAACUUGAACCCGAUGCAUUAAAACCUCUAAGCCCCAAGGAGGAAAAGGAAUUUUCACAAAAGAAACCAGUAACAGACAAAGAGCCCUCUCUAACAGAGGAUAUUAAGGACAAGGUAGAAGAGGUCACUCCUGAGGAGAAAGUUAAAACACCAACUGAAAAGGAAACUGUAGAACCAGUGAAACCUUCGAGCCCGAAAGAUCAACAAAAAGAGGUUCCCGUCAAACCAGCUUUGGACAAAGCACCAUCGCCCACAAAAGAUGUUGUUACACCAGAAAAGGAAGGUGAAAAACCUGCACAGCCGGAGCCGACACCCGUUGACAAACUUGUGCCCGAGCCUGAGAAACCUACUAGUCCUAAGGAUAAAGUAAAGGAUUUACCUGAAAAGACUGUCACUGAUAAGGAGCCCUCGCCUAUCACGGAAGUCAAAGAAAUCAAGAAGGAAAAGCUUGUUAGCGAAAAGACCCCAUCUCCAAUCGAGAAACUUGAACCCGACGCAUUAAAACCUCUAAGCCCCAAGGAGGAAAAGGAAGUUUCAGAAAAGAAACCAGUUACAGACAAAGAGCCCUCUCCCACAGAGGAUCUUAAGGACAAGGUAGAAGAGGUCACUCCUGAGGAGAAAGUUAAAACACCAACUGAAAAGGAAACUGUAGAACCAGUGAAACCUUCGAGCCCGAAAGAUCAACAAAAAGAGGUUCCCGUCAAACCAGCUUUGGACAAAGCACCAUCGCCCACAAAAGAUGUUGUUACACCAGAAAAGGAAGGUGAAAAACCUGCACAGCCGGAGCCGACACCCGUCGACAAAGUUGUGCCCGAGCCUCAAAAACCUACUAGUCCUAAGGAUAAAGUAAAGGAUUUACCUGAAAAGACUAAACUUGAACCCGAUGCAUUAAAACCUCUAAGCCCCAAGGAGGAAAAGGAAGUUUCAGAAAAGAAACCAGUUACAGACAAAGAGCCCUCUCCUACAGAGGAUCUUAAGGACAAGGUAGAAGAGGUCACUCGUGAGAAGAAAGUUAAAACACCAACUGAAAAGGAAACUGUAGAAUCAGUGAAACCUUCGAGCCCGAAAGAUCAACAAAAAGAGGUUCCCGUCAAACCAGCUUUGGACAAAGCACCAUCGCCCACAAAAGAUGUUGUUACACCAGAAAAGGAAGGUGAAAAACCUGCACAGCCGGAGCCGACAUCCGUCGACAAAGUUGUGCCCGAGCCUGAGAAACCUACUAGUCCUACGGAUAAAGUAAAGGAUUUACCUGAAAAGACUGUCACUGAUAAGGAGCCCUCGCCUAUCACGGAAAUCAAAGAAAUCAAGAAGGAAACGCUUGUUAGCGAAAAGACCCCAUCUCCAAUCGAGAAACUUGAACCCGAUGCAUUAAAACCUCUAAGCCCCAAGGAGGAAAAGGAAGUUUCAGAAAAGAAACCAGUAACAGACAAAGAGCCCUCUCCCACAGAGGAUCUUAAGGACAAGGUAGAAGAGGUCACUACUGAGGAGAAAGUUAAAACACCAACUGAAAAGGAAACUGUAGAACCAGUGAAACCUUCGAGCCCGAAAGAUCAACAAAAAGAGGUUCCCGUCAAACCCGCUUUGGACAAAGCACCAUCGCCCACAAAAGAUGUUGUUACACCAGAAAAGGAAGGUGAAAAACCUGCACAGCCGGAGCCGACACCCGUUGAAAAAGUUGUGCCCGAGCCUGAGAAAACUACUAGUCCUAAGGAUAAAGUAAAGGAUUUACCUGAAAAGACUGUCACUGAUAAGGAGCCCUCGCCUAUCACGGAAAUCGAAGAAAUCAAGAAGGAAACGCUUGUUAGCGAAAAGACCCCAUCUCCAAUCGAGAAACUUGAACCCGAUGCAUUAAAACCUCUUAGCCCCAAGGAGAAAAAGGAAGUUUCAGAAAAGAAACCAGUUACAGACAAAGAGCCCUCUCCCACAGAGGAUCUUAAGGACAAGGUAGAAGAGGUCACUACUGAGGAGAAAGUUAAAACACCAACUGAAAAGGAAACUGUAGAACCAGUGAAACCUUCGAGCCCGAAAGAUCAACAAAAAGAGGUUCCCGUCAAACCAGCUUUGGACAAAGCACCAUCGCCCACAAAAGAUGUUGUUACACCAGAAAAGGAAGGUGAAAAACCUGCACAGCCGGAGCCGACACCCGUUGACAAACUUGUGCCCGAGCCUGAGAAACCUACUAGUCCUAAGGAUAAAGUAAAGGAUUUACCUGAAAAGACUGUCACUGAAAUGGAGCCCUCGCCUAUCACGGAAAUCAAAGAAAUCAAGAAGGAAACUCUUGUUAGCGAAAAGACCCCAUCUCCAAUCGAGAAUUUUGAACCCGAUGCAUUAAAACCUCUAAGCCCCAAGGAGGAAAAGGAAGUUUCAGAAAAGAAACCAGUAACAGACAAAGAGCCCUCUCCCACAGAGGAUCUUAAGGACAAGUUAGAAGAGGUCACUCCUGAGGAGAAAGUUAAAACACCAACUGAAAAGGAAACUGUAGAACCAGUGAAACCUUCGAGCCCGAAAGAUCAACAAAAAGAGGUUCCCGUCAAACCCGCUUUGGACAAAGCACCAUCGCCCACAAAAGAUGUUGUUACACUAGAAAAGGAAGGUGAAAAACCUGCACAGCCGGAGCCGACACCCUUUGACAAAGUUGUGCCCGAGCCUGAGAAACCUACUAGUCCUAAGGAUAAAGUAAAGGAUUUACCUGAAAAGACUGUCACUGAUAAGGAGCCCUCGCCUAUCACGGAAAUCAAAGAAAUAAAGAAGGAAACGCUUGUUAGCGAAAAGGCCCCAUCUCCAAUCGAGAAACUUGAACCCGAUGCAUUAAAACCUCUAAGCCCCAAGGAGGAAAAGGAAGUUUCAGAAAAGAAACCAGUAACAGACAAAGAGCCCUCUCCCACAGAGGAUCUUAAGGACAAGGUAGAAGAGGUCACUCGUGAGAAGAAAGUUAAAACACCAACUGAAAAGGAAACUGUAGAAUCAGUGAAACCUUCGAGCCCGAAAGAUCAACAAAAAGAGGUUCCCGUCAAACCAGCUUUGGACAAAGCACCAUCGCCCACAAAAGAUGUUGUUACACCAGAAAAGGAAGGUGAAAAACCUGCACAGCCGGAGCCGACAUCCGUCGACAAAGUUGUGCCCGAGCCUGAGAAACCUACUAGUCCUACGGAUAAAGUAAAGGAUUUACCUGAAAAGACUGUCACUGAUAAGGAGCCCUCGCCUAUCACGGAAAUCAAAGAAAUCAAGAAGGAAACGCUUGUUAGCGAAAAGACCCCAUCUCCAAUCGAGAAACUUGAACCCGAUGCAUUAAAACCUCUAAGCCCCAAGGAGGAAAAGGAAGUUUCAGAAAAGAAACCAGUAACAGACAAAGAGCCCUCUCCCACAGAGGAUCUUAAGGACAAGGUAGAAGAGGUCACUACUGAGGAGAAAGUUAAAACACCAACUGAAAAGGAAACUGUAGAACCAGUGAAACCUUCGAGCCCGAAAGAUCAACAAAAAGAGGUUCCCGUCAAACCCGCUUUGGACAAAGCACCAUCGCCCACAAAAGAUGUUGUUACACCAGAAAAGGAAGGUGAAAAACCUGCACAGCCGGAACCGACACCCGUUGAAAAAGUUGUGCCCGAGCCUGAGAAAACUACUAGUCCUAAGGAUAAAGUAAAGGAUUUACCUGAAAAGACUGUCACUGAUAAGGAGCCCUCGCCUAUCACGGAAAUCGAAGAAAUCAAGAAGGAAACGCUUGUUAGCGAAAAGACCCCAUCUCCAAUCGAGAAACUUGAACCCGAUGCAUUAAAACCUCUUAGCCCCAAGGAGAAAAAGGAAGUUUCAGAAAAGAAACCAGUUACAGACAAAGAGCCCUCUCCCACAGAGGAUCUUAAGGACAAGGUAGAAGAGGUCACUACUGAGGAGAAAGUUAAAACACCAACUGAAAAGGAAACUGUAGAACCAGUGAAACCUUCGAGCCCGAAAGAUCAACAAAAAGAGGUUCCCGUCAAACCAGCUUUGGACAAAGCACCAUCGCCCACAAAAGAUGUUGUUACACCAGAAAAGGAAGGUGAAAAACCUGCACAGCCGGAGCCGACACCCGUUGACAAACUUGUGCCCGAGCCUGAGAAACCUACUAGUCCUAAGGAUAAAGUAAAGGAUUUACCUGAAAAGACUGUCACUGAAAUGGAGCCCUCGCCUAUCACGGAAAUCAAAGAAAUCAAGAAGGAAACUCUUGUUAGCGAAAAGACCCCAUCUCCAAUCGAGAAUUUUGAACCCGAUGCAUUAAAACCUCUAAGCCCCAAGGAGGAAAAGGAAGUUUCAGAAAAGAAACCAGUAACAGACAAAGAGCCCUCUCCCACAGAGGAUCUUAAGGACAAGUUAGAAGAGGUCACUCCUGAGGAGAAAGUUAAAACACCAACUGAAAAGGAAACUGUAGAACCAGUGAAACCUUCGAGCCCGAAAGAUCAACAAAAAGAGGUUCCCGUCAAACCCGCUUUGGACAAAGCACCAUCGCCCACAAAAGAUGUUGUUACACUAGAAAAGGAAGGUGAAAAACCUGCACAGCCGGAGCCGACACCCUUUGACAAAGUUGUGCCCGAGCCUGAGAAACCUACUAGUCCUAAGGAUAAAGUAAAGGAUUUACCUGAAAAGACUGUCACUGAUAAGGAGCCCUCGCCUAUCACGGAAAUCAAAGAAAUAAAGAAGGAAACGCUUGUUAGCGAAAAGGCCCCAUCUCCAAUCGAGAAACUUGAACCCGAUGCAUUAAAACCUCUAAGCCCCAAGGAGGAAAAGGAAGUUUCAGAAAAGAAACCAGUUACAGACAAAGAGCCCUCUCCCACAGAGGAUAUUAAGGACAAGGUAGAAGAGGUCACUCCUGAGGAGAAAGUUAAAACACCAACUGAAAAGGAAACUGUAGAACCAGUGCAACCUUCGAGCCCGAAAGAUCAACAAAAAGAGGUUCCCGUCAAACCAGCUUUGGACAAAGCACCAUCGCCCACAAAAGAUGUUGUUACACCAGAAAAGGAAGGUGAAAAACCUGCACAGCCGGAGCCGACACCCGUCGACAAAGUUGUGCCCGAGCCUGAGAAACCUACUAGUCCUAAGGAUAAAGUAAAGGAUUUACCUGAAAAGACUGUCACUGAUAAGGAGCCCUCGCCUAUCACGGAAAUCGAAGAAAUCAAGAAGGAAACGCUUGUUAGCGAAAAGACCCCAUCUCCAAUCGAGAAACUUGAACCCGAUGCAUUAAAACCUCUAAGCCCCAAGGAGGAAAAGGAAGUUUCAGAAAAGAAACCAGUAACAGACAAAGAGCCCUCUCCCACAGAGGAUCUUAAGGACAAGGUAGAAGAAGUCACUCCUGAAGAGAAAGUUAAAACACCAACUGAAAAGGAAACUGUAGAACCAGUGAAACCUUCGAGCCCGAAAGAUCAACAAAAAGAGGUUCCCGUCAAACCAACUUUGGACAAAGCACCAUCGCCCACAAAAGAUGUUGUUACACCAGAAAAGGAAGGUGAAAAACCUGCACAGCCGGAGCCGACACCCGUUGACAAAGUUGUGCCCGAGCCUGAGAAACCUACUAGUCCUAAGGAUAAAGUAAAGGAUUUACCUGAAAAGACUGUCACUGAUAAGGAGCCCUCGCCUAUCACGGAAAUCAAAGAAAUCAAGAAGGAAACGCUUGUUAGCGAAAAGACCCCAUCUCCAAUCGAGAAACUUGAACCCGAUGCAUUAAAACCUCUAAGCCCCAAGGAGGAAAAGGAAGUUUCAGAAAAGAAACCAGUUACAGACAAAGAGCCCUCUCCCACAGAGGAUCUUAAGGACAAGGUAGAAGAGGUCACUACUGAGGAGAAAGUUAAAACACCAACUGAAAAGGAAACUGUAGAACCAGUGAAACCUUCGAGCCCGAAAGAUCAACAAAAAGAGGUUCCCGUCAAACCAGCUUUGGACAAAGCACCAUCGCCCACAAAAGAUGUUGUUACACCAGAAAAGGAAGGUGAAAAACCUGCACAGCCGGAGCCGACACCCUUUGACAAAGUUGUGCCCGAGCCUGAGAAACCUACUAGUCCUAAGGAUAAAGUAAAGGAUUUACCUGAAAAGACUGUCACUGAUAAGGAGCCCUCACCUAUCACGGAAAUCAAAGAAAUCAAGAAGGAAACGCUUGUUAGCGAAAAGACCCCAUCUCCAAUCGAGAAACUUGAACCCGAUGCAUUAAAACCUCUAAGCCCCAAGGAGGAAAAGGAAGUUUCAGAAAAGAAACCAGUAACAGACAAAGAGCCCUCUCCCACAGAGGAUCUUAAGGAUAAGGUAGAAGAGUUCACUCCUGAGGAGAAAGUUAAAACACCAACUGAAAAGGAAACUGUAGAACCAGUGAAACCUUUGGUCAAAGCAGUUUUAUCCUCAACUUCUACUCAAAUGGAUGAAUACGAGAAAAAAUUCUUAAAACCCGAUGAUGAAGAAGAAAAAACAUUAUCUGAUGAUAAGGAUAUGGUUUCAUUCUUUAAACUGAAGUCUGAAGGGGUUGAAUUUAACAUUCAAGACUUUACUAUUAUAGAAGAUACUUCGGUUACUGAAGAAAAAGAAGAGAAGACUCUUACAGUUGACGGAAAAAAUAUUGUUCAAAUUUUACAUAUAACUACCGCCAAGGAAAUUUUAGGUAAUAAAAAAAAUUCUUUAAAAAAAUUGAGGACAACUAUUACAACAGUUACGGAAUCUAUUUUACCUGACGGUAUUACAGAAAAAACUACGGAUGUUAAAGUAAUUGUUUCCGAUUAUGGAGAAACCGACGAUUCUGAAGCAAAUUUUGAGGAAGUCGGUCAACCUAGCGAACUUGUAACUACUACUACAGAAACCAAAAUUGUACAGGGUGUUAAAAUAGAGCAAACUAUCACUAAAACUAUUACGAAACAAGAGUUACGAAACAUUAAGAACAAUGCUAAAAGAACUAAGGAAAUUAUUAGGACAGUUAUCCGAGAUAAAUACCCAGAUGGAAGCAUUAGCACUAAAACAAAUGAAGAAAUAUUAAUCUACGACAAAUUAUUUGGGGAAACUCGCAAACCCCAAUUACAAACUGAUAGGUUUGACUUUACCGAGGAACCAACUGAAGAAUCAACUACCCAUGUUGAGACUGUUAUUGAAAAUGGUAUAUCAAUUAAACGUAAAACGGUUGUCACAAAAAUAACUCAAAUAGCCUAUAUGGUCUCUAACUACACAAAACACACCAAAGUUACUAUUGUUACUAAUGUUGAAGAUGAAUAUCCAGAUGGUAAUGUUAUCAGGAAGACAAAUGAGGAAAUAACUUCUACUGAGGAAUUAAUUGAUUUCACAAAUUUGAAUGAAAAACUUGCGGAAUUGAUGAAAAAUAUUCCCCUGACACAAGGAAUCCUUCGAAAAGUACCUAAUCAAGAAACUAAUAAAAAAUAUUCAGGCGAAAAAGAUCAAACAAAUGAAGACAUUCUUGUAGUUGAACCACAAAUAAAUGGAAAACCUGAAGAUCCUCCAAAACUUCAUCCUCACAAAGAAGGUCACGAUAAUAUAAAUGAAAACCUUAAAACAAAAUCUUAUUUAAAUUUAGCUACAGACAGUGAGAAGAUGUUACAUGAAGAAAGGUUAACCCAUGAUAUUAGUAUGAAAAAAAUAACUGACUCAGUUGUAACAAUCACCGGUACUGACCGAGAUUCCACGUCAGAUAUUUUAGGAUAUAGUAGCUCAGAAGAUAUAUCAAAAGAAUUAAGUUUGGAGGAAAAGUAUUCAUAUGAAAGCACUGAAAAAUCUGAAAAAGGCCGAAAAGAGAGAGAAGAUCAUAAAACUCUACAAAAACCAAGCAAACGGGAACAAAGCUCAAAGCAUACAGAAGAUCAAUUUUUAACACCGUCAACUAAAUUACUCGAUGAUCAAAAAUCAAUUAAACAAGAAUUUCUCGGAACGGAAUCUUCUCAAUCUGAUGAUUCUGUAACUGAACCCAAAAAACUUGAAUCCGAUGUCGAUUCUAAUAUUAGAAAAAAAAGUCCAGAUUUAGUUGAUUCUAUCCAUGAAGCAUUUCGGGUCACCGACAUCCAACAAGGCAUCAAAACAGAACCUGUAGAAAUUAGUUCGACAAAGUUAGAGCGUGUAUCAACACCGCCUACUGUGCCUGUAAGUCCUUUACCGAAAACUCCUAGUAGUUUCCAAGAUAUUAAAAUCAGUGAUGGAGUUCAGAGUGAAGUUACGUAUGAUAAGUCAGAUAGUACGGAAGAAACAAUUACAAAAGUGGUACACAUAGGGGAUGAUAUUGUCACUCAAAGGAUAUCUACUUCGACUGAGAAAGUUCCCAAACAAAUUAAAGCAAGCAGUGAAGACGAGUGUGAAUUAGAUUUAGCUAACUUGAUGCAAACUGUCGGUAAAAUAAAAACCGAGACUGAUACAGUUACGAAAAUUAUUAAAGAAGGUGAAAAUGUAGUUACCCAAACAGUGACUACAGUUACGACUAAGGAAAUUAUUUCAAGGGAAGACGGUACUCCACAGAACAUUAAAACGACUAUAGAAACUACAACUUUGAGUAAGAGUUCCGAUGGUUCUAUUACUACUACAAAAGAUACACAAACACUUCUUUCAGAAUGCUCCUCCAGCCUAAAAUCUACCUCAUUAAUGGAUUUGUAUUCAAAGGAUAGCAAAGUAGACAAAUUCCUAAUUGAUUCAGAACAUGAAAAGACUGAAUCACUCUUGAGUGAUCAUAAAAUGGAAACUAUUAGUUACGAUACCCAAAAGUCUUCCAGUGAAACAAGAGAACUAACUAAAGUGGUAAGUGAUAAAGAUUUUGCUUCAUUCAUGGAUUCUGAAGAUUUCGAAGACAAUAUUGAGGAUACAGUUAUAGACACCGAUGUCAGUAAAAGAAUUAUAAAAGAAGACAAUGUAGACAUAGUUGAAACAGUUACAACAAUAACAAAAAAAGAUACCAUUGGUGUAGACGAUACGAAAAAAAUAUUAAAAACAACUACUGAAACCAAUGUUACCAAAGAAUAUCCUGAUGGAACUAAAAAAGUUCAAAAGAAUGUUGAAGUCCAAUCAGAGGAAAUAGGUUCUGAUGUGAGUACCAGUCUAGAAAAAAUACUCAAUGCGUUUAUUGUGCAUGGGGAGCCUGAAGAAAGUGUUUUUACCAAAAAUGAAGAAAUCGUUACUAAUAACAUCAUCAUUCAGCGGACAAUUAUAACUAAAGUUAUAAAAACAAAGUACGCAGAUUGUCAUGGAAACAUCAAAAAAAUUAAGACUGUGACUAUUGUGACCACAACCGAUCGUUAUCCAGAUAAUUCAUCAGAAACUAAAGUUGAUACCAGUACAACUUUAACAGAUGUUGAAGAGGAUAAUGUUAUCGAAUCUACAGAACUCAUUGAUUACACUAUUGAAGAGAAUAAAACCACAAAUAUUGAUACCAUGCAAAAAUCUGUACUAAUUGAAGGCCAAAAUGUAAAUCAAAAAAUUACAACAACAACCACCAAACAGCUACUCACAACAAAAGAUGGAUCAAAGAAAAAACUUAAAACUACGAUUGAAACGGUUACCGAAUCAACCUACCCUAAUGGAACUAUUGAAGUAACCAGGCAAACACAAGUUUUAAUUUCCGAUUGUGAACCCGAACCAGAAGAUAGUGUACCCGAAGGUUUCGAGAUUGCUGGAGAACCUAAAGAACAAGUUACGGAAGAAACUGAAAUUGUUAAUGAAAAUGGCUUAAACAUUACCAGGAAAACUGUUAUCACCGUACUAAGACAGGAAUUUAUUAAUAUUUCUCGCAAUAUUAAACGAAUACAAACUACAACCAAGACUGUCGUAGAAGAUGAAUACCCUGAUGGAUCCAUUAUUACAAAAACAAGUGAAAAAAUAUCUAUAUCGGAUGAAGCUCUCAAAACUUCUGAACUUGACAUAAAGGACGUAAAAUCUCUUGAAUCUCUUUCAACUACAGAUGAAAGCGCUAGUGAAUGUCUGAUUGAUGAUACAAAUUUGAAAACCUUAUCAGUAGCAGAACCUCCAGAGGAGACUGAAGCUCAUGAAUCGACAAUCGUAGAACAUGACGGUAUAUUUAUAAAACGACAUGUAUUAACGAGAACAAUAAAAACUAAAUAUUCAGAUAGCAACGGAAUUGUAAAAAAAAUCAAAAUAAUUACAAUAAUUACUACAACAGAUACAUAUCCAGAUGGUUCGACUCGCGUGAGUGUCGAUAAACGGCAAACAAUUAACGACAUUGAAAGCGUAGACAUGGUAGAACCUGAAGCGCUACAAAAAUACAGUAAAUUGAUUGAUCGCAAAGUUAACAAAGAUGUUAAACAGAACAUCAUUGUAAAAGAUGGCAAAAAUAUUCCUCAAGAGAUUACUGUAACGACAACGAAAGAAAUUUUAUCUACGGAAGAUGGUAAAUUUUCUAUAGUGAAGACAACAAUAGAAACUAUUACAGAAACCAAAUUGUCAAAUGGAGUCAUUGAAGUUACUAAAGAUGUGCAAGUUUCCGUUUCUCAAAAUGAAGAAGAUUCAUUUGACACAGAUUUGGCUGGUUAUACAGAACAAGGAGAACCCGACGAAAAUACAACAACUGAUGUUGAGGAAGUCUUCGAGGGCGGCAUCAAGAUAAGAAGGAAAAGAACUAUAGUAACAAGUCGUCAAGAGUAUAUAAAUAAUGAAAAGAGAUCUAAAAAGGUAAAGACCACCAUAACUACCACAACAGAAGAUGAGCAUCCCGAUGGCACAGUUAUUAUAAAAAAGAGUGUUAAAGUGUCAGUAGCUGAUUUUCUUAUGAAAGAGAAGACUCUUGAAGACGAAACAAAGUCUUCUGAGACAUAUGAUGAAGAAGGUGAUACUGUUGAAGAUUGUACAGAAGAUUCUUUUGUUAAUAAUGAAAUAAUCAAUAAAGAUGGUAUGGAAAUCAAACGAACUGUCACAACUAAAACUAGACGCGAAGUUUUAGCCAGUGGUGAUAAAGACAUUGAACGAGUGAGAACUACAAUCGAAACUAUUACUGAUGAUGAAUACCCGAAUGGUGUUGUUGAGACUACUAAAGACAUUAAAAUAACAAUUUCGGAGUCUCAAAAGACAUACGACACUGAUUUAAAGGCUGCCCUGCGUGAUUUGAUACCAACUGGUAAAGUGAAAUCUUCAGUUGACAAAAAAGUAAAUGAAAUUUUCACCGAACACGGAAGAAAAGUUAUACAAACUAUAACAACUUAUAUUACUAAAGAGGAAAUGAUCAACAGCGGUCAAAAUCAAACUGCUGUUAAAACCAUCACGGAAACUGUAACAGAAAAUAAAAAGGAAGAUGGUACCGUAGAAGUUACAAAUGAUAUAAGUACCCAGAUAACGUAUCUUCCCCUUGGUACUAGAUUAGAUGAUUGGUCGCCAGAAGAGUUAGAUAAAAUUGAAAAACAAUCAUAUUCUCCCGAUAGUGAAAAUAUAAGUGUAGACAAGGAAGACAAGCCAAUAGUAAGUGACCUAUCUUUAGAAAAGAAAACAGAUUUCCAAUCGGAUACCAAACUUAAAAAACGGUCUCCUGUAGGAGAAAUAACUACAGAAACUGACACAUUCACAAAAGUACUACAUGAGGGCGAUAAUGAAAUCACACAAACAAUUACUGUCGUUACAACCAAAGAAGUGAUAAGCCCUGAAAAAAUAAAGGUAACUGUUGAAACUACAACUGUUAGUAAAGGUAGUGAUGGUAUUACUAAAACUACAAAAUCAACCAAGACAACAAUAUCUGAGAUUAAGGAAGAAUUCGAAGAAAUAAUUGACACUGGUGAAAGUGAAAAAUCGUUUUCGAAACAUUCUUCGAAAACAGGAGAUAUGAGAAGUUCAUCCGCUGCUAGUGACGAUUUAGACCAUCCUGGAAUAUCAUCUCCACCAUCAGAUAUAAGUUCGAGGGAAUCACGAGCUGCUACACACAUUUGGGGUACUGAGAGUAGUGGAAUGUAUUACAGUGACGAAGAUGGUCAAGUUAGUCCAAGCAGUACCAAGUCACAGGUGGCACAGUCUCCGAGAUCAAAUUUGAGCUUUGAAAUGGAUACUAAAUCGCAUCAACAACAAGAAUCCACUUUUGAUAUGCCAGGAGAUAGAAUGCAGUUUGAUCCCAUGUCAACUUCAAUUUAUGGGCAACUGCCCGACGACGACUCUUGUACUUAUUCCGCACAUUCCGAUGAUAAGACUGAACUACAUGUAAUGGAAAAAUCAAUAAUAAAAACUACGAAAGAAUUUUUGACUGAAGAACUAAAGGACUCUGAAAGAGCAAAAUACUCUGACGCUUCCUUUUUAGAAGAAGCCGACGAACACUUUGAAAAAGCUAUUGAAGAACAUAAAAAAGUUAGUGGAUCUGAAGUUAUGACAAGUGUAACUGGCAAAUAUAAACUUGACCAAAAAGAAACCAAAAAAGAAGACAGCUCUUUAAUGCUCAAAGAAAUAAAAACUGACGCUAAGAAGACAACAACAACCUCGUCAUCGAAGAGUACAGAAACAAAAUCGGAAACAUCUGAAAGAAAGGAGAGCGGUGCUUCUUCCCGGGAUCCCAUUGAAUCGUGGGGCAAACCACUUGGAUUACCUAGCCCUAUACUUCCACCCAGUCAAACAGAUGGUAAAAGUACACCGAAAAAACAAGUACCAAGCUCAACAGUUGCAAAUAAAAAUAAAAUUAAUCAAGAAAAAAGUAGAGAAGCAAAAAGACUGUCUGAAUCACCUACAAAGAAGAAGAGUCCAACACCCAUAUAUAUGGAUCUGACAUAUGUUCCUCAUCAUGGAAAUUCCUAUUAUUCUGCGAUAGAAUUCUUCAAGCGAGUUCGAGCUAGAUAUUAUGUAUUUUCUGGAACUGAACCCUCUAAGGAGAUUUACAACGCGCUUCUUGAUGCCAAAAAGACGUGGGAAGAUAAAGAUUUAGAAGUUACAAUUAUUCCCACCUACGACACGGAUGUGCUCGGCUAUUGGGUUACCGAAAACGAAGAAGCUCUGGAAAAAUAUAAAAUUGACCUUUCACCGUCCGCAUCCCGCUGCACCAUCAAUCUCCAGGAUCACGAAACUUCGUGUGCGGCUUAUAGGCUCGAGUUCUAG